Messenger RNA from Aspergillus ibericus CBS 121593, 982 nucleotides. RefSeq lists its product as uncharacterized. The coding region runs from base 181 to 711 and encodes 176 amino acids. Lineage: Eukaryota; Fungi; Ascomycota; Eurotiomycetes; Eurotiales; Aspergillaceae. The record is from RefSeq and is a predicted model, not a curated record. The transcript is spliced from 3 exons.
UCAUUGGGCUGAGCUAGCAAUGACCUCACCAGGGAUCUCGGCCUUUAAAAUGGCCCAAACCACCAGGGCUAUUGUCCAGGGACACUGCACAAUUGGUUGGCUGUGGGAAACUACUUCUCCCUUCGAUCGUCUACCUAUACUACAAAAUCACACUCAGAAAUCACCCAGACACCACACACCAUGGAUGUCUUCUACGCCUACACCUACUCGACAGCGGGAUGGCUCUCUCUCCAGAGUCUCGCCCUCAUCGCCGUUCCGGAGAUGAUGACCACAAUGCUCGAGAAGGAAAGCAGACAGCCUACUGAUAUCGAGACCUACCUAUCCCGUUGCCUCGGCUUCGGCCUUCUCACCAUCGCCAUUUUAACCGUCAUGCUGACGGGUUCCAUUCCCUUGACGGCCUCCAUCACUGAUCCCGUCACAACCGACGACUCCGACCCCAAGGCUCCCUAUGCCGUACCCACUAUGCAAGUGACGACCGUCUUCCACUUUAUCUCAGCCGGCUACGCCUAUGCCUGGUGGGCGGAGAAGGGACAGUUCGCGUUUGCAAUGGGAAUGCUGGUCCCGGGUGCGCUUGCUUCGUUGGGAAUUUGGUGUGCGCUGUUUGCCAGCAGCAAUGGGAAGAUCAGUCGGAAGACGGGGGCGGAUAAGAGGACGACCGGCUUCCCUUUUGCUAAUAAGGAGGCUGCGAAGAAGCAUGGGAAGGGUCUGUAAACUUGACUCGGGGGCUAGGUGGACUGUUGACGGGCAGUUGGGUUCAUAGUAACAAAUAGCGGUUGUGGAUAAUGAUUGACAGUAGAAUAUACCUGUCUAUGCGAUAUUGCGUGUUAACUGUUGUUUCUGCAAUAUUGCUGAGGGCCUGAGGCCUCCGCGUCCUUGUCAGCAGGUAGGGUCACCUGACCGUUCUUUUCGUUAGAAUGCAUUGUCCUGUACGACUCCACCCAUCUUCAUGAUCCACCGGCUAGAUACUUGCAUAAUCUUUUUC